UCCCAUUGUUAGGGUGGAGAUACAUAUAUGAAAAUUAUCCAGUAUCUGUGCUAAAACGUUAUGUCACGUCGUCACAUCCGUGAUAUAUAAUUCAGGAAGUCACCCAUCUGACAUGAACUCGUGCGAACUCGUGAAGUAAACUAAUGUGAGAGAGGAGUAAACUUCUCAAUUUGUGGACGGAUUUGUUGCUAUAUGUUUCUUCAAACUCUUAGUCGGAAUUGCUGGCUGAACAUGAUUACCGCACUGGAGGUCUCAUGGUGGCCAAGCUGAGGUGGUGGACUUUUUCUGAAGUUUACUUGGACUGAAUUAUCUUUACCAUGGCUUACCAUGGCAGUUCUAUUCCCCUUAGUGCAUUCGUUUUUAUGAUCUGUUUAGGUACUGCGAAAUCCCUCUAUACAAUUCCACUUAGAAUAUAUCCAGGAAAGUUUAAUUCUUCUUUGGAUUUGGAUUUAACUCCUCUGAAAACAUUUCAAGACUCUACGAAUGGACUGUCCUUGGCGUCAGAUCCAGCUGGAAUAGUGAACUUUUUAAACAUGGUCAAUAACUUACAAGGCGAUUCUGGCAGAGGCUACUACAUGGAGAUGACACUGGGUACCCCAGGUCAGAAGCUGAAUAUCCUGGUUGAUACAGGAAGCAGUAACUUUGCAGUGGCUGCAGCAGCACAUCCCUUCAUUACACACUUUUUCAACACAGCACUUUCCAGCACAUACGAGUCAACUGGCAGGGCUGUGGCUGUCCGGUACACCCAGGGCAACUGGGAGGGCGAGCUGGGCACCGACCAUGUCCUCAUUCCCAGCAUCCCCGGCACCCUCACCAUCAACAUCGCUGCCAUCCUCUCCUCUGAAGGAUUCUUUCUACCUGGUGUCAACUGGCAGGGCAUCCUGGGCCUGGCUUACCCUCUGCUUGCUCGGCCCGACUCCUCAGUGGAGCCCUUCUUUAACUCAGUGGUGCGACAGACGGGCAUCCCAGAUGUGUUCUCUCUCCAGAUGUGUGGAGCUGGGUUGUCAGCCAGCACCACUGCAGACCCCGCGGGGGGGAGUCUUGUCAUGGGAGGGGUUGAACCAACAUUGUAUUCAGGUUCCAUGUGGUACACCCCUAUAAAGGAAGAGUGGUACUAUCAGGUGGAAGUUUUGAAGCUGGAGGUUGGGGACCAGAACCUUAACUUGGACUGCAAAGAGUACAACAUGGAUAAAGCCAUAGUAGACAGCGGAACCACUCUGCUUCGGCUGCCUGUGAAUGUCUUCAAUUCUGUAGUGGAGGCCAUCUCAAGAACAUCUCUGAUCCAGGACUUCUCCUCUGGGUUCUGGGGUGGCACUAAACUGGCCUGCUGGUUGAAAGGAGAGACACCGUGGAGGUUCUUUCCAAAACUUUCCAUCUACCUAAGAGCCACUAACACCAGCCAAUCCUUCAAAAUCACCAUCCUUCCUCAGCUGUAUAUCCAGCCAAUCACAGACGUGGAAGGCACGCUGGACUGCUUCCGCUUUGGCAUCUCUUCAUCAGCCAAUGGCCUCGUGAUAGGAGCCACUGUCAUGGAGGGCUUCUAUGUGGUCUUUGACCGGGCAGAAAAGAGAGUGGGCUUUGCUGUCAGCAAAUGUGCAGUGAAUGGGGGGAUAGCUGUGUCGGAGAUCUCGGGGCCCUUUUCAUCUGCAGACGUGGCGUCUGACUGUGCUGCCGGAGGGCUGCUGAAGGAGCCCCUUCUUUGGGUCAUCUCCUACGCCCUGAUGGCCGUCUGUGCUGUGGUGCUCCUCAUCCUGCUCCUCCUCCUCGUCCUGCCUUGCCGUCGUCGAAACCGGUCUGGCGAGAUCACUGAUGAAUCCUCACUGGUUCGUCACCGCAUCAAGUGACUGAGGCGGGGCUUAGGAGACACCAUGACGGACAGCAACAGUCUCAGUUCUACUGACGCUGGGAGGGGGAAGGUGUUGGACAGCACUGACCAAUAGAGCUGUUUUCUGGACAUACAAUAAAAAAAAAAA
Molecule: messenger RNA, 1973 nt
Organism: Esox lucius (northern pike)
Lineage: Eukaryota; Metazoa; Chordata; Actinopteri; Esociformes; Esocidae
Gene: bace2
Product: beta-secretase 2
Exons: 9
Coding region: 318-1844 (508 amino acids)
Biological process (GO): amyloid-beta metabolic process; membrane protein ectodomain proteolysis
Cellular component (GO): endosome; membrane; trans-Golgi network
Molecular function (GO): aspartic-type endopeptidase activity
Source: RefSeq, a predicted model, not a curated record